AUAAUUUUCCACAAUUCCUUGACACUUCUAACUGUGUAUUUUAUCAUUAAUUCCCGUACGAAUGUCUCCUCUGAAACUUCUCUUUCACAACAAUCUCAUACAGAUACUACCAAAGUGAAUUCAUCUUUGACAUCGGCAAAAGAAGUAGGGAACAUUUCUGCUUACUCCGAAGUUGGAAAUAAUGAAUCACAAGAUCUUGAUACGCAACUUGAAAUUGAUACUCCAUUUUCUGAAGUCGAUCUAGUACAAUUCGAAGAAGCGUACUCUAAAUUAGAUCCAAAUUGCAUGUGGACGCUUGAAAGUGGACGAAAAGUGGAAGAAGUAAUCUAUCAGUUUGCUAGAAAUUUGCCUGGAGAGACAUGCUUGCAUUCAUUUAUAAUAAAUGAUGCUCAUGCUGAUGUUAAAUCUUUAUUUUCUGAUGUCGAAUGGGAAGAAAUUACUGCUUUGGAAGUUAAAGAAAAUCCAAAACUCGAACGCUCUCUUCGGGAAUUAAUGAUAAAAUACACAGUUAGAAGUGUCAAGGAAUUGUGGAAAAUUAUCUAUGACCC
Racocetra persica is the source of this 548-nucleotide messenger RNA. The record is from the annotation of a GenBank genome assembly. NCBI's taxonomy places the organism in Eukaryota, Fungi, Glomeromycota, Glomeromycetes, Diversisporales, Gigasporaceae.